AUGGACGAUUUCGAUGGAGGAGGAUUCAAUCCUAAUGAGAUACUUAAAAAUAUCAGGCAAUCUCGACAAGCAAACAACUAAAGCAACAAGAAUACGUCAAGUAACAAUAACAAUCAAAGUAUUUUGGAGUAGUUACUCUAAAAUGAAUUUAACAAGGCAGGUGAUAGAGAUAACAGUGGUAACAAUCCUCAGCAGAGAUAUUCUGCAAUUAACAAUAGUCAAAUGAAUCAAAGGGAGUAAGGAUUAUCCAAACAAUCUAGAGUCAGUAAAAUAGACAAUUACAACAAUCAUGAGUAUUCAUUCUAGCAAUAUAAUCCCAAUCCAGACUAGAAUCAACAAAGGAAAUCAUUUAUUCAGCCAAACUAAAGCAACAAUAAUGAAAAGGAAUAGAUUAACUUGUAACAAUAAAAUCAUCAAUUGUAACUGUAGUUUAAGCAAUUUUAACAGCAAAUAACUUAGCUCUCAUAAAAUAACAAACUCUUAGAAGAUAAGCUAACUAAAUAGAUCAAAGAUAAUUAAGAUUUAAGAUUUAAAAAUCAAGAAUUGAUUAGUAAAUGUGAUGAGACUUAACGAAUAGGAGAAAGCUAAAAGAACCUAUAUGAGUCCUAGUUGCAAACUCUCAGAAAUGAAAUUAAGAUCCUUAAAAAAUAGAUCUAAAAGUAAGAGUCUACUAGCCCAAUGAGAACGAGCUCUUAGAGUAUUUCAUAAAAGCAAGGAACAACUCUGAAUGUGUUCAACUAUAAUAUAGAAGAAAAAUUCUCAAGACAGUCAACUACAUAAAGUAACAAAGCAUAGACUUUAUAAAAUAGUUAAAAAUAGUAGUAGCUGACUGGAAAGUUAGAGCUUGAAAAAUUUAUUGAGGUAUUAAAAGAGCAUCCCAACAUUGAGAGACCAGUCAUUGAAAUAGAUUUUUCCUAGUAUAUGCUUGAUGCCUGCUGA
Stylonychia lemnae is the source of this 939-nucleotide messenger RNA. Lineage: Eukaryota; Ciliophora; Spirotrichea; Sporadotrichida; Oxytrichidae. The record is from the annotation of a GenBank genome assembly.